ACCGGGUGUAGGGCAGGGGUUAGGGUUGAGACUGGGUGUAGGGGUUAGGGUAGGGACUGGGACUUCAGUAAGGAUGCUGUCAGUGGUGAUAUUAGGUGUGACCCUGUCCCUGCUCAUUCUGCUGACGGUGUUUGGUAAUGUCCUGGUAUGUCUGGCCGUCUGCGCCACACGACGUCUCCGCUGCCUCACCAACUGCUUCAUCAUUUCCCUCGCCAUCACUGACCUGCUGCUUGGCAUGCUGGUCCUGCCCUUCUCCGCCCUCCUCCAGCUAGGCGAUUGGCCGCUGGGGCCAACCCUCUGCAACAUCUACAUCUCAUUGGAUGUUAUGUUAUGCACUGCCUCUAUCCUCACCCUAUUGGCCAUCAGCGUGGACCGAUACCUGGCCGUGACCGCACCUCUUAGAUACUCGUCGCUGGUGUUGCCGAGGGGGGUAGCCAUAACGAUGGCUUCGGUGUGGGCGGUGUCUCUGGGGGUGUCGUUCCUACCGAUCCACCUGGGCUGGAACACUGUGGACGGCAGUGUGCAGAACCGCGGCCCGGGGGAGGAGAGGGAGUGUAAGUUUGAGCUGAACCCUUGGUACGUUGCGGUGGACGCCUCCUUAACCUUUUACCUUCCCCUGCUGAUCAUGUGCUGGAACUACCUCCGCAUACUCCGCAUCGCCCGGGCCCAGGCCAGACGCAUCAUCCAUGCACGACCCAACCUCAACAACAACAACCCCUCGUCACCCCCUCAUCAACUCACCUCAGUAACAGUGAUGGCUCUACGGGAACACAAAGCCACAGUGACCCUAGCAGCAGUUAUCGGAGCGUUCAUAGUGUGCUGGUUCCCCUACUUCACCCUGUUUACUAUCAUGGGUCUGAGGAUGCAGGACUACCCAGCAGCCUACCCUGUGGUGCUGUGGCUGGGGUACAUCAACUCAGCUCUGAACCCAUUGCUCUACGCUGCCCUCAACAGAGACUUUAGGUCCGCCUACGCCCGCCUGCUGCACUGUGGUAACUAUGGAUAUGGCAGGGGGAGGGGCGGGCCAGCGUCGCCCCACAACAGGACCACGACGGGUAGAAGGAACAAGGAGAAAGACAACACACACGGUGCGGGGGAGGUAGGUGAGGGGAGGGUGUCGCUCUGCUGCGUGAACACACCUCUUCCUGUAGGGCGGGGCCAGGUGAGACCGGUGUGAUGAUGAUGGUACAGGAAGUCAGAGGAACAACCAUACCUUCCACUCAGCACAGCACAGGGGUGUCUGCCGCCAACGAGUGAGCAGAAACAAAUGGCGCUGACCCUGUGUCUAUCUGUGAUGAGGAUUCAGUGUCCUACCUGUCCUGAAAGCUGAGCCCAGGACCAGCCAACUUAACUCUGACACCCAGCCCAGGGGAUCAAUCACAGACAGGACACUGGGAGUCGUCUGAAAUAUCACGGACAAUCUGCAACAAGGAAUCCCGGGGACCUUUAACCGCAGAACUAGAAUGAGACUAUUUCUAUCCCUUCAACCAAUAAGCAGUGACUGGGGAAGCACACAAGUCACUUUGUUCUGGAACACUGAUACCUGGAAAGUAAUGUCACGGACGGACGGACGGACGGACGGACGGACGGACGGACGGACGGACGGACGGACGGACGGACGGACUAAAACACUUAUGUCAGACUGGUGGUGAAAUCUAAGCUCUGGUGUUAUUCACCUGAGCCUGACUGUGAUCUUCCAAUGAAGCAGAUAGUUAUGCCCUCUAGUGAUGGAAUAUAGUAAUACAACCUGACAAGAAGACUAGACUCAGCAAUUAUCUCAUAAAACAAUCAGUGUUCUGAGAGAAAAUGAUUUCAAAUAUGUGAAAGUGUUUCAUCUGUAUGAGGAACUGUUUAACUGUGCAGCUAUAUGUGUCAUAUACUAGGUAUUUUGAAUUUGAGUUCACAGUAUGUACAUGCAGCCUACUGGACUAAAACAUGCCCCAGAACAUCUUGGGAUCUGAUAUUUGUCACAUCUAACCACAGUGCCAUCUAAGUUGUUGUAAGGUUUUGAAUGAAGGCCACCUACGACCAGGGAUGGUACUGAAAGCUGCUGGUGGAGUGGUAGAAUAAAUAACA
This is a messenger RNA of Oncorhynchus gorbuscha (pink salmon), 2076 nucleotides long. Its product is annotated as histamine H2 receptor-like. Gene Ontology annotation, cellular component: membrane. Gene Ontology annotation, biological process: adenylate cyclase-activating adrenergic receptor signaling pathway. Lineage: Eukaryota; Metazoa; Chordata; Actinopteri; Salmoniformes; Salmonidae. The transcript has 4 exons. The record is from RefSeq and is a predicted model, not a curated record. Bases 74 to 1177 code for a protein of 367 amino acids. Gene Ontology annotation, molecular function: G protein-coupled receptor activity.